Molecule: messenger RNA, 2901 nt
Organism: Momordica charantia (bitter melon)
Lineage: Eukaryota; Viridiplantae; Streptophyta; Magnoliopsida; Cucurbitales; Cucurbitaceae
Gene: TPC1
Product: two-pore channel 1
Biological process (GO): calcium ion transport; transmembrane transport
Cellular component (GO): plant-type vacuole; vacuolar membrane
Molecular function (GO): voltage-gated calcium channel activity; calcium ion binding
Source: RefSeq, a predicted model, not a curated record
GCUACGGAAUGGAUAAUGAAUCCGAUAAGAAUUUCUCAUUCAACCAUUUGAGGAAAAUAUCUACAUCGUUUUCCAGUUACACGUGGCGGCCACCUGUCUCUGCCAUGUCACCAUCGUUCUGGGAUUGAUGGCACUCCUUCUGUUGUGAAGUGUACACACGGGACGGGAAGGAGAUGGAGGAGUCUCUGCUGGGUGGAGAAAGUAGCAGUAGCUCCAGCUCUCGGCGUCAGAUUCACCAUUUGAGAUUCAGGCGCCGUUCCGACGCCAUCGCUUAUGGCUCUGCAUAUCAAAGAGCAGCUGCUCUCGUGGAUCUGGCUGAAGAUGGUGUUGGUAUACCUGAGAAAAUCCUUGAUCAGUCAAACUUUCAGAAUGCAGCAAGGCUCUACUUCAUUUUUAUUAAAUUUGAUCUUAUUUGGUCCUUAAAUUUCUUUGCGCUGGUUGUCAUAAAUUUCUUGGAGAAACCCUUAUGGUGCUCCAAAUACAAGACUCAUUCUUGUAAUGAUAGGGAGUAUUUCUUUCUUGGGCAGUUGCCGUACUUAACAGCUGCCGAAUCUCUUAUAUUUGAGGUUGUGACUCUCAUAGUACUCAUGAUACACACAUUUUUCCCGAUUUCGUAUGAAGGUCUCCAGCUUUAUUGGAAAAAUCCCUUGAACAAGUUGAAGGUCAUUUGCACAAUAAUUUUGGUUGCCGAUUUACUCAUUUAUACUCUAUAUUUGUCCCCGGUGGCCUUUGAUUAUCUUCCAUUCAGAGUUGCACCAUAUAUUCGAGUUGUCUUUUUCAUCAUGAAUAUUAGGCAUCUACGGGAGAGCAUCAUCAUCCUGGCCGGGAUGCUUGGCACAUACUUGAAUGUCUUGGCUCUAGGGUUUUUGUUUCUUCUGUUUUCCAGCUGGUUGGCGUAUGUUAUUUUUGAGGAUACACAGCAAGGAAAAAUAGUAUUUACUUCUUUUGGAACCACAUUAUAUCAAAUGUUUAUUCUGUUCACCACAUCCAACAGUCCAGAUGUUUGGAUACCUGCCUACAAGGCAUCGCGUUGGUAUUGCCUGUUUUUUGUUCUUUACGUGCUGUUGGGAGUUUACUUCGUUACAAACUUAAUUCUUGCUGUUGUGUACGAUAGCUUUAAAAGUCAGCUUGCUAAACAAAUUUCUGAGAUGGAUCGCUCGAGGAAAAGUACAUUGGCCAAAGCAUUUAAUCUUAUGGAUAUUAAUAACGUGGGGUAUAUCAAUAAAGACCAGUGCCUUACACUUCUUGAAGAACUUAACAGAUACAGAACUUUGCCAAAAAUAUCAAGGGAUGAUUAUGAGUUAAUAUUUGAUGAGCUGGAUGAUAGUCAUGAUUUUAAGAUAAAUAUCAAUGAGUUUGAUGACCUCUGCAAUGCUAUAGCUUUGAAGUUCCAGAAAGAGGACAUUCCUUCUUGGUUUGAAGGGUAUCCCUGGAUCUACCAUUCAUCUUUAUCAGAAAAGUUGAAAACAUUUGUGCGAAGCCCCACAUUUGGAUAUGUUGUAUCCUUCAUCCUCAUACUGAACCUGGUUGCUGUUAUUAUUGAAACAACACUCGAUAUUGAAAAUAAUGUUGGUCAGAAAGCAUGGCAAGAACUCGAGUUUGUAUUUGGUUGGUUAUAUGUAGUUGAAAUGGCUCUAAAAAUCUAUUCCUUUGGAUUUUUUAAUUAUUGGAGAGAUGGCCAAAAUCAGUUUGAUUUCCUGAUCACCUGGAUUAUAGUGAUUGGAGAAACUCUAACUUUUGUGGCACCCAGUGGGCUAACUUUUCUUUCAAAUGGAGAAUGGAUUCGCUACCUUCUGAUAGCAAGAAUGUUACGUCUGAUAAGGCUCUUAAUGCAUGUCCAGCAAUAUCGAGCAUUUCUUGCAACCUUCUUAACCCUCAUCCCUAGUUUGAUGCCAUAUCUAGGAACCAUUUUCUGCGUUCUCUGUCUUUAUUGCACUCUUGGUGUGCAGGUCUUUGGAGGACUUGUUAAUGCUGGAAAUGCCACUUUGUAUGAGACUGAUCUGGAUGAUAAUGAUUACCUACUUUUUAAUUUCAACGACUAUCCUAAUGGGAUGGUGACACUCUUCAAUUUACUAGUUAUGGGAAACUGGCAAGCAUGGAUGCAGAGCUACAAGGAGUUGACAGGAAGCAUUUGGACCCUCGUUUAUUUUAUCAGUUUCUACCUAAUAACCGUUUUGCUGCUCUUGAAUUUGGUGGUAGCUUUUGUCUUGGAAGCAUUCUUUGCUGAAUUGGAUAUUGAAUCUUCAGAAAAUGGCGAAGAACAGGAUCAGGAUGGAGAUAAUAGAAAGGAUCGUCGACGUUUUGUUGGCACUAAAACUCGGAGCCGCAAAGUUGACAUUCUUCUCCAUCAUAUGUUGAGUGCAGAAUUGGAUAAAAAGGAUUCUGGAUCCUCAUAGUCCUGUUUCUUUUCCAGUCUGCAGAUAAGGAAUCUUUCAUCAAAUGAAGCUCUGAUAUUUGUUCGUUUUCUUCCUGCUCGUGUAUAAUACUCCCAGAUCCCAGUUUCAGUUUCGUCCAUUCCUGUGAUGGAGAGAAUCCCAAAUAAACCAGAAAAAGAGCGUAUGUACAUGGUCCUUGUACAUCAUAGUUGCUGUAAUCCUGAUGGGAGUGGAAAGUUUUUGAAGGGGGAAACUUUGAAGAUGGGCUGUCUGCAUUGAACCUUAAUGUUGUGUAUUAUCUGAAUUGUGUAGUACAUUUAGGUGACUUUCCAAAGUUUGAUUUACUCGACCUCCUUUAAAAGAGAGAACUAAGCUAUAUACUCUGSUAGUUUGAUUUUUGUUGGAUAACUGUAGUCUCUUGCAUAUGCCAAUAUUGAUUUUUUAAACUAUGGAGUCCAUUGUUUACCACUCCAUUCACAAGGUACGAGACGUUUGCUGGUAAUAAAAUAAUGUGAUGUUUGUGGAA